Molecule: messenger RNA, 4383 nt
Organism: Cygnus olor (mute swan)
Lineage: Eukaryota; Metazoa; Chordata; Aves; Anseriformes; Anatidae
Gene: THPO
Product: thrombopoietin
Exons: 5
Coding region: 3180-4142 (320 amino acids)
Biological process (GO): positive regulation of hematopoietic stem cell proliferation; cell population proliferation; thrombopoietin-mediated signaling pathway
Cellular component (GO): extracellular region
Molecular function (GO): cytokine activity; hormone activity
Source: RefSeq, a predicted model, not a curated record
UGCAGCCGGGGGACAUGAUGUUGGGGGGGGGGGGGGGGGCGGAGCGGCUGCUUUUCGUCUCCAGACACAUGGAGUUUAUUACGGACUGCGUGUUCCCGGCAUGGCGGGGAUGGCUGGGGCUCUCUGCCCCUUCUCGCCUCCAUCCCGGCUGCGGCAGCAGGCACGGCUCGGGGGCCAGGAGGCGGGCAGCAGCCCCGGGACACCCCAAAACACCCCAAGACACCCCAAAACACCAGCCCACGUGGGGCCGUGCCGUGCCCAGGGCACCGUGCCCGCUGCCAGCACCCCGCAGCCGCACCGAGCUCCCUGCCCGCAGGGGCACCCAAAGGUGCCGGUGUCCCCCGUGCCCCCACACCACAAAUUCCCCCUGCCCAAAAGCCUCGCGGGGCGACCCCUGCGGGGGGCAUGUGGGGCACCGGGGGGGGGGGGGGCGGGCCUUGUUUGGCAUGGGGAUUAGCACGCUCCCAGAGCGAUGGUGGUCUCCCCCCCCCCUACCGGACAUGCAGGCAAAUAUUUGUGCCCAGACUUCGCAGGACGGCGAGAAGGAAUUUCAUUCUUGCGCCCACCUGCGGCUCGGCCGCCUGGCAUUAACCCCUUCGCCGCCCCGCGGGAUGGAUGCCGGGGGGGGCGAGGUGCCCUCCUGGUGUCCCCCCCAACCCCAGCCAGCACCGGGGACAGCCGGGCAAGGAGCGGGAUGGGGCACGGGGGCAGCGGUGGCCGCCGAUGGGGCGAGCGUGGCCGGGUUGGUGAUGGCUCGGGGCAUGCCCACGGCAGCGCUGAUGCUCGUGGGGGGCACUGCCCGGUUUUUCCCGGCACCCCCCUUGCUGGGCACCUCCUGCGUGGUGCCAGGCAGGGCCCGCGGGCACGGGGAAAUGGGGGAAAAAGCAUGCCAGCACCCCCCCCGUGCUGUGUUAUCCCGGCCGAGGGCCCUUUGCAGCACCGCCACCGUCCACGAGCGCUCCCGUGGGAGCGGAGCGGAGGGCUCGGGGCGCUCUGUUUGCCCACGGAUGUUUAUUGGCAAUUUGCAAAUGUAAAACGGGGCCCGAGGGGGCUGAGCUGCCUGGGCUGGGGGGGGCGCAGGGCCUGCCCGCGUGCAGAGUGCUGCCUGCCCCGUUCCCCCGUGUCCCCAGCCCUGUCCCCACUGUGGCCCCGGCCCUCUUCCCCCCGGCCCCGGGGCCAGCUGGGCCCUGAGCAAACGGGGGCUGUUUGCUCACGCCGGGAUUAGCCGCUCUCUUUGUUCCUUUGACUUUCUCCUCCCUUUAUGCUGGGCUCUUUUAUGGGGGCUUCAAAGGGGGCUCGGACCCCCCUCCCUGCCCAGGAAGCCCAGGUUUGCUUCCCAUGUCCACCCCCCCACCCUUGCCUUGCGCUGACAUCCUGCGGGUGCCCAGCGGGCACACCUGGGUGGCCUGGGGGGGGGGGGGGACAGCGGCUGUGCCACCCACCUGGGACCCCCACCCCAGCCACCUGGCACCUCCGGCCGCCCUUAGCACCUUGGCGGAGUGGGUGCGAACGGCUGCCCCCGCAGCGGGAUUGCCGGCACUUUGCACCCCGUAAGGAGAGGUGGGAAACUCGGCGCUGGGAUCCGGCCAGCUGCACGGCCCGGAGCCCCCCCGCCGGCACCAGGGGGUCCCCCCGCAUCCCCCGGGCAGGGGCAGCAAACGCCAGCAGUGCCCCUUCCAGCAGCAAAGGACUGGCUGCUGGUGUGGCUGAAAAGCAGCAUUUUGGGGGCAGAGGAACGGUUUUAGGCACCUUGGGUUGCUCCGGUGUCCGUACCCCAAACCAGCAGGUUUGCACCCAGAACCAGCCACCAUGCAAUCUCCCCGAUGGGUUCAUUUAGCUAAUUGUGAAGGCAAGGACUGACCCCGGGGCACUGCAGCUCUCCGGCACGCCAUCGUGAAGGGCUGUGUACCCGGAGAGGGAUGGGAUUGGGGUACGGCAGAGACCGGGGUACGGCGGGGACCAGGGUGUGGUGGACUGGGGUACCCCAGGGACUGGUACGGGACCAGCAGCGGGAUCGUGGCCAGCGCUGGCCCGGGGGCCGAGCGUGCCAGCAGGGCGCGUUUGCAGCCCGUCACGUCCGCAGAGACGGGGCACGGCCGUGCGGGGGAAGCCCAGCGGUGCUUGACCCCGCUGCUCGCCGCUCCGCUCUCCGGCCGCCGUGCCCGAGCCGCGCUGCCAGCGCCGUCCCUGGAGCCGCGGGGCUGCCGGAGCCCGUCGGGGACCCCCACCCCCCCGCUGCCCAAAAGGUGGGCUGCCAGGUACCAGGGCCACCUUCGUCCCCAGGACGGGCAGAGCUGAGGCACCCAGCGCCGCCAUCCCGGCGCGGUGCGCUCGGGCCCAGGGCAGGGGGCAGGUGAGGAGCCCCGAGGGCGCCCGGGGACGCCCUUCCCGGUCCCAGAGCCAAGAGAGGAAACGGCCGGAGGCAGGAAGCCGUCCACGGGGCCCCCGGAGCGUUUUUACUCGAAGGUCAGCAGCGACACAACAGGAAAUCACUCUGCCUCGGCACGGCGGCCGGGCCGGAGAGCCGUGCCGUGCCGCCCGAGGGGUGCUCCCGGCGCCCGGCCCCCCCGUCCCGGCCGCUCGCGGGGAGCCCGCACCACAGCUGCCCUCCAUGGAAGGGGGACGGGAGCCAGGGAGCAGCCGCCGGCCCCAGGGUGGAAGAUGCAGGGCCGAAGCCCCCAGGCGAGCAUGGAGCUGAACAGUGAGUGCGCGGCGAGCGGGGGCGAGCGGGAAGGGGCAGCGCUGCGGCACCGCGCCCACGCGGCCCAGGACACCCCGGCACGGGCACCCCAGGAGAGGGGCACGGCCCUCGUGUCACCCGUUGGCAGCAAGCAAACACCGCAGGGGGGGGUCUGGCGUGGUUGGACCUGGUCACCAAAAGCGCCCGGGCAUCUCACAGGGUCCGGCCUCAAGGGGGCUGCGCCGACGCCGAGGGCUUUUGGGGACAGGUGCAGUGCCGAGGUGGGCAGGGCCCCAGGUGGGUGCACAGCAGAUUUUGGAGGUCACCAGCACGGCACGGGGCUCAGAGGCCACCCAGGAGAGGGGUGCCCGGGGCAGCGGUGUGCCGGCGGCGCUGGGGAGGCUGCGUGGCAGGAGAGCCCUUUGGCUGCAGCAGCAGCGGCGAGGAGCCGCCGCGCGAGGCCGGAGGCUGCAGGCAGGGAUUCCCCGAAGCGCACGUGAUGCCUGGAGCUGCUCCUGGCACAAACUCCCGACAGGAGGGCCUGUGCUGGGAACGCGGCUCGGCUCCCUGCCUGUUUCCCAGGCUGGAGCGGAGCCUAAAAGGCAGCACCGACACUUGUCACAUCCUCCCCCCUCCUCCUGCGCAGCUGGGAACUCCCCGGCUCUCCCCGGCCAGCACCGAGUCCUUGGGCAGAGGUGGGACACGGGGCCCCCCUCCCCCUCCAUGGGGCAGAGCACCACGACCUCCUCGGGCCCCCAAACCCCCCACCACGGGGCAGUCCACGCCAGCACCAGCAGCUAGGGCUGCUCGGGGGGGGCGGGAGCCCACGGGUUACCCCUUCUCCCCCAGGACUGCUCCUCCUCACAUCCUUCCUCCUGCACGUCAAAGAGGGCCGUGCCAGCCCCGCGCGGCUGGUCUGCGACACCAGGCUCAUCCAGAAGUACAUCGGGGAGGCCAAGGACAUGGAGAAGAAAGCGAACCAGUGCCAAGCUUCGUCUGCGCUCAGCUCCCCCGUGGCGCUGCCCCCGGUGGAUAUCAAAAUCACGCAGUGGAAAACCAAAUCGGUGAGGAGGGCUGGGAGGAUGGUCCUGGGGUGCCCGUGGGACUGGAGAAGGACCCCAGGAACGAGACCAAGCAACGCGAGAUCCUCUGCGACCUGGCGCUGCUGGUGGGCGCCGUGAAGGGGGCGCAGAGCCAGGAGAGGCAGGAGUGCUGGGCCGGGCAGCUGAAUCAGCUCUACCGCCACGCCGAGUUCUUCCUCCGGCUCCUGCAGACGUGGGAGGAGGGGCCCUGGGAGUCGGGCUGCUCCCCGGGCUCCAAAGAGAUCAACACGGCCGUGAUCUUCCUCGCCUACCAAAGGCUGCUGCAGGGCAAGCUGCGCUUCUUCUUCCACGACCUGGCCAAGGACUUGUGCGACCGAGGCCAGGGGGGCGGCAGGGACCCCCCCCCCCGCGGGGCCUGAAGCUUUGCGGGGGGCUCGGCCCUGACCGGGGGGGGCAGAGCAAUCCUGCAGGACGCUGAGCUGUGCUCCGGGUGCCCAGGAGCGUGCCCCGGGGGAAAGGGUCGGCUCCUUUUCCGCAAGCCUUCGGCUACCACGUGGCUCCCAGGGGUCAAACCCAGCCCUGGCUGCGCCCCCGCCAGGCACGGGCCUCGCUCCCACCAGACUGUGAACGCCUUACGAUUAAAGACCUUAUUUUUCUAAA